This is a messenger RNA of Gossypium arboreum, 806 nucleotides long. RefSeq names its product heavy metal-associated isoprenylated plant protein 30-like. Gene Ontology annotation, molecular function: metal ion binding. NCBI's taxonomy places the organism in Eukaryota, Viridiplantae, Streptophyta, Magnoliopsida, Malvales, Malvaceae. The coding region runs from base 117 to 659 and encodes 180 amino acids. The transcript is spliced from 3 exons. The record is from RefSeq and is a predicted model, not a curated record.
CAACUCUGGGUUUAUAUGCAAUAGAGGAAUAUCUUCUGGGGCUGGGAAGGGUUAUUGGAUUCAACGUCUUUGAUAAGUUUUUCUUGUCUUUAUAAACGGGAGCUGACUUGUCUCUAAUGGCUACCUUAAUAGCAAGAGCAUUUGGUUCCAUUAAAUCGGCCAUCGCUUACUGUUUCUUUGGUGAUCGACAGAAAAGAAAAGGCAUAAUCACCAACAUCAAUUACUACAGCAUGCCUAAGGCUCGACCACUUUCCUUGCAGACGGUGGACCUCAAAGUCAGGAUGUGCUGCACUGGUUGCGAAAGAGUAGUCAAAAACGCCAUUUACAAGCUUAGAGGGAUCGAUUCGGUGGAAGUCGACAUAGAGAUGGAGAAGGUGACCGUGAUCGGAUACGUUGAUCGGAACAAGGUUCUGAAACGAGUGAGGAGGGCAGGGAAAAGGGCUGAAUUCUGGCCUUACCCUGAUCCUCCUUUGUACUUCACCACAACCGCUGAAUAUUAUAAAGACACGACCAAUGAGUACAGAGAGAGUUAUAAUUAUUACAGGCAUGGAUACAACUUAGGACACAGGCAUGGUAACAUACCUGUAACGAUUCGUGGAGACGACAAAGUCAGUAACUUGUUCAACGAUGACAAUGUGAAUGCUUGCUCUCUCAUGUAGCAAUAAAUGUAUAUGUAAAUUGAAUUUGUGACAUUAAUUCACCAUGAUGGAUCAAUAACUGAGUGUGAAAAGAAUUUCAUCAUUGUGGAUUUAAUUAUUAAUAUAUGUAGCUUUUGUUAAAAGUAAUCUAUAUAUAUAUAUUUCAUC